Molecule: messenger RNA, 999 nt
Organism: Melanotaenia boesemani (Boeseman's rainbowfish)
Lineage: Eukaryota; Metazoa; Chordata; Actinopteri; Atheriniformes; Melanotaeniidae
Gene: psmb9a
Product: proteasome 20S subunit beta 9a
Exons: 6
Coding region: 230-880 (216 amino acids)
Cellular component (GO): proteasome core complex
Molecular function (GO): threonine-type endopeptidase activity
Source: RefSeq, a predicted model, not a curated record
UUCGAUAAAAUUAACAAAAAAAAAAAACAUGGAGUCCGUCUGAUGUUUUGUGGUAGACUUGCUUCGGUGACCCAAACUAAUCAAAAUCUUUUUAAGGACUGUGUAUAAAGUGUUCCGGUGUUUUGCACGUUUAAACCGGGGAAGCACGACUGUCCUGCUCGCUUUGGUGACACAUUUCUCUCGGACAAACUUUACUGUCUGUGUCGUCGCGGGGACUCGCUGUAUCACUAUGUUGGGAGAAACGGAGCCACAAUGGUUGUCAGAGGAGGUGAAAACAGGAACUACCAUAAUUGCCAUCGAGUUUAAUGGAGGGGUCGUGCUGGGGUCUGACUCCAGAGUGUCUGCAGGGGAGUCAGUGGUGAACAGGGUGAUGAACAAACUGUCUCCCCUCCAUGAUAAGAUCUACUGUGCUCUGUCAGGAUCUGCAGCAGAUGCUCAGACCAUUGCUGAGGCAGUGAACUACCAGCUGGAUGUCCACAGUGUUGAGAUAGGUGAGGACCCGCAGGUUCGCUCAGCGGCCACUCUGGUGAGAAACAUCUCCUACAAAUACAAGGAGGAGCUGUCAGCACAUCUUAUUGUAGCAGGCUGGGACAGAAGAGAUGGAGGACAGGUGUUUGCGACCCUGAAUGGUCUCCUGACCAGGCAGCCUUUUGCUGUCGGUGGCUCAGGCAGUUGGUACGUUUAUGGAUUUGUUGAUGCUGAAUAUCGCAAAGGAAUGAGCAAAGAGGAGUGUCAGCAGUUUGUGGUCAACACUCUCACUUUGGCAAUGAACCGUGAUGGCUCCAGCGGCGGCGUGGCCUACAUGGUGACCAUUGAUGAACACACCACAGAAGAGAAAGUCAUUUUAGGAAAUGACUUACCCACCUUCUUUGAUCAGUGACCUAUUUGUUUUCUUCAUGGCCAUCAUUAUUUUUCUAUACCAUUAAUUCAGUUUCUGAAUUGUAAACACUGGAUAAAAGCACAUUUAACAUUAAUUUCAAUAAAAGAAAAAUAUUCCUG